Molecule: messenger RNA, 1134 nt
Organism: Camelina sativa (false flax)
Lineage: Eukaryota; Viridiplantae; Streptophyta; Magnoliopsida; Brassicales; Brassicaceae
Source: RefSeq, a predicted model, not a curated record
AGCAUCCGUCCGUGUUACUAGGUUCCAGAAGAUGAAUCUGGGGCACGCGCUCGCCACACUCCCUCUUUAUCCUUAACCACACUUUUUUUUUUUUUUCUCCUUCAUCAUUCUUGUUCUGAGUUGAAAAUUCUGAGUUGUCUUCUUCAUUCUACAUUUCUUCUCCCCCAAGACGAUCGCAAAUACAUUAUCUGAACACCAUAACAAAAGAUGGCUUUAUAUACGAGUUCUGCUACCUCACUCAGAAAUCUCUGCACAGUACAUAACAACAAUGUGAUCCAAUUAGUUGAUAUGGUGGGAAUUGAUUCAAGCCACUUGUUGAGAGGCAAGAUCCUUUGCUUCUCCAGCAGGUCUCUCAUGAACAACCAGCAUAGGACUACUACUAGUUCAUUAUCACUUAACCAGAUGAAAUUUCGUGUCCGAGUUUUGACUUUCCAGAGUCUUAAAGUUGAUAAUACCUCUACAGAAUGUACCUGGAGUUUUGACUUUCCAGAGUCUAAAGUUGAGCUUUCUCAUCUCGAGUCAGAAGCACACCUCUCUGGAAUCAAUGGGGACAAUAAUGUGGCUUGUGUUAUCGAUAAACUGAAUGCUCUCCAGUCACAUCUACUAGCAGCAGAGAAGUGGAAUGCUUCCCAACUUCAUUUAUGUGACAGGAAAUAUCUGGAAUGUGCAACAAACUUAGUUCAUUAUAUGGCUUUGAGGUCCCUGGACAUUGAGCAGCUCAACAGCCAUCUAGCUUCUCUUGGUCUGUCAAGUUUAGACAACAACAAUCUGGAUGUUCUCGCCAGCCUUAACACUUCUAUUAAUCUGCUGAUGAACUCUUCGUACAAUGAUCAAAACGCUGUGACAGAGUCUUGGACUAAAGCAUAUCCCAAGAGCAAAAGUAAUAAGAAGAAUGAUAAAGGGAAGGUAUCAUCAUACAAAGAGUCAUUACUGGGUAAGCUUCGUGAGGGAAGAAGUACUCAUAUCAUGGUAACUGUUGGUGAAGAAGCUACUUUAAGUGAAACAUUUAUAACCGAUAUUGUUAAAGCUGGCAAUUCUAUUAUACGUAUAAACUGUGCACAUGGAGAUCCAAGCAUUUGGGGUGAGAUCAUCAAAAGAGUUAGAAGAGCUUCUCAGAUGCUAGAGAUGGGUUAA